AUGCGACUUCCUCAGCAGGGAAAUGUUCAGUCAAUAAAAAUGGAGGGCACCAACGUGGAUUCAGAGCAUAGCGCUGCCUUUGAUCCAUUUGAUGGUGUAGAAAAAGACGAGGCAACAGAAAUUAAAAUCAAAUGGUGGUCGGAUCACGUUGGGGAAGUGUUAGAUACUCACCGAAGUCCUUUCGUAGCUGCAGAAAUUUUGUUGCAGCAGAUGCAUGAGUAUGGCGCCGGUGGAGAUAUUACAGAACAUCUUCUCCUGGCCACUGUGUUGCCUGUUCUACAUCGUUGUGCAAAGGGUUUGGGAACGUAUGGUGAGCUUUUAGAGAAGGCGUUACACGAACUUCUUCCUGCGAUAUUAUUUACAAGAACGUAUGCUUUUCCUCAUAGGGAGGUACUUCAACGACGCCCCUAUGCAGAGUGCUUUGAGUGUAUUCGUCGGAAAUUCAAUUAUCAUGUCCAGUUAUCUUCUAUGAUACAGCGCAAAGUUGUACUGGAAGAGGAAGUCAUGGCGCGCGCUGUUCGUAAGCUUGAUAAGUUAUGGUUGAAGAUGUGCUUUAGAGCCUGGGGUGGCCUCUGCGCUCACAUUCGGGCAAAGAAGCGGGGAUUUCAGCGUCUGGUUGUCAGAGGGGGGGCGUUGAGGGUAGUCCCAGGGCUUAUCAGGAGUUGGCGCCGCUACGCGCACGAGGUCACACUUCGCGAGAAACUCUUAAAACAUAAUGCACUCGCAAAGGAGUAUGAGGAACUAUUUCUUGUGGAACAAGUGCUUAAGAGUCGUCACGAGCGCAUUCUAGAGGAGGUUCGGGAGAAAAAUCGAUCUUUGGAAGUAACAACGGAGCGUUGUAAGGAGACGGAAAAUCGGCUAAAGGCUCUUGAAGGCAUUUUAGAUGAAACCAUGACCUCGCUCCGAGCGCAUUGGAAAAGCUGGAACGAGACUACGGUUAAUCUUUUCUCCGACACCAACGAAUUUCAGCUUCCCGUAUUUGGGAAUCUUCGUUCGGAUGUCCAGUCCACUGUACAAAAUAUAACCGAUACGGCGGCGUUUUACUUGCGAGAAGCUCAGAAGCGCACAUGUAAAGUAGGCAAAAAUACUAUCAGUCAGUUUAUUUUAAAAACGAACUUGGGUGGCCGGUUCGUUGAGCGGUGGGGGCCGGAUGAUCUUAUGGCUAUGGUGACGAACGUCUGCAAUACUGUGACGCCACCAUUGAGACUCGUUGAUGUGGUUCGCGACGAUCAACAGAAGUACGAUUUAACCCUCAAGUUUCUUGCUUGCGUAAAUAGCGGUGGUCAUUGCUCCUUGUUUACUCAGCAUCAAUUUAGUUCCGAGGAUGAGUUUUCAGUAGAUGACUGCACUGAGCAUGGGAAGGAGAUGGUGGCCCACGUUGCAACCGGCGUGGAUUCGCUUCAUUGUUGCCCGGAGUCAAAUAGGAAGUAUAUUGAGGCUAUGCAAAAUUGUUUGACAGCUGAGGAGCUGAAUCACGUACAUGACUACUUGGAUAGGGUAUUUUGCGAACUUGCUGCAGCUGGUCUUCCCCUACAGAGGGACAAAAUUGAAAAGUGUGUUGUUGCCAUUGUGGAACCGCACGACCGCCAGGUCGUCCGCGCCUUGUAUCCUUCACAGGGCAUUAAGUCUGUUUCUGACAUGGUGAACUACCUCCUAAAGCUUUCACAGUUUACGUCGUGGACAAUUAGCAGUUUGGUGGAGCUUUUAGAGAGUAACUAUGACGCUGAUCCCAAGGAGGACCUCUUUGUUGCGUUGUGUGACGAGGGUGUUGUGAACUACUUCCACGAACACGCCACAGCCCUUGAUGGCCUCUUUGCAAAGUUUAACGAAAGAAAAACCCAGAUGUUUCUUUCAGAGAAACUAAUGAGGGGAUUUGUGAUUGCCAAGUUUGGCCUUUUAGAUAGUGAGGUGGACACCUUAUUCAGCUUUAAUGCGGCCACGGGGAAGAUGACCAGGAAUGAGUUUAACAAGUUUCUUCUCGCACUUGCUGCCUUUGUUGACCCCUCACCUUUUGUGCCGGCGGCUGAAAAACUUGCGGUCGUAGUCGAACAAUGUAUAGAGGCAAAAUAA
Messenger RNA from Trypanosoma rangeli, 2070 nucleotides. RefSeq lists its product as uncharacterized. The transcript has a single exon. Bases 1 to 2070 code for a protein of 689 amino acids. The record is from RefSeq and is a predicted model, not a curated record. Lineage: Eukaryota; Euglenozoa; Kinetoplastea; Trypanosomatida; Trypanosomatidae.